Molecule: messenger RNA, 11588 nt
Organism: Bemisia tabaci
Lineage: Eukaryota; Metazoa; Arthropoda; Insecta; Hemiptera; Aleyrodidae
Cellular component (GO): extracellular region
Molecular function (GO): protein binding
Source: RefSeq, a predicted model, not a curated record
UACUGCCCGUCCUGAGCCUCGCCAAAUCGUGUGUGGAACCGUCUCUGCGUCUCCGUCCUCCUCGAGCUGGUGUUCCGGACUCCUCCCGAUUCCUCGCUUCCCCGGUCACAUGUUCUCUUCUGCUAUGCAUUGCAGGCCCGUGUCCGUCGCUCCCCUGACUUUCGUUUCAAGUUCACUAUCGCCGCUCAUUUAGAGUUCUUACAUAUCCGAAAAAGGUGAUGCCUCUGUGCGCGUGCCAAUCCUAGCUCCAGUCUCCACUUCCGGCUUUUCGAAUUUCGCUCUCGAAUUUUCGUGCGUACUUUUGGAAUUCGUUCCCCUGGCAGUUCUCGAUUUAACCGGUGUGCUUGAAGUUCUCAAAAAUUAUAUGAUUUUCAAGUUCGUCUGUUCAUGUUCUAGAUUCUUGGAUUCUCACAACAGCUUUCAUCUUCAACAGCAAGAAUAAUUAUUUCCGUACAUUCAUCUACUUAAAUAGAUGUUUCAAGCAGCUUAGAAAGUGAUCCCGGCAGUCGAAAAAUUAAACGGAAAUUGGAACUGGACAACGCUGCCGCACUAUGCGAACAUCCUCGAAGAGGCUAUCCUUGACUGUUUCACUAGCUCUGAUAUGCAGCGCACUCACUUUCCCCACCACAGCCGCUCCGGUGCAAGAUGAAGCAGGAACCCAAGAUGUUGACUACGUCACUGAUGAAGCGGGAUGCUAUUACAACUUCCAACAUUACGCGGAGGGUGACCGAAUCGUAACAAACGAGCCAUGUCUGAACUGCACGUGCCAUAACCGUAUGCUGAUGUGUUACCUCCGUGUUUGCCCCUUCACGAAAGCAAUCGGUCAAGACUGUACUGUUGAAAAACACCCGGAACAGUGUUGUCCUGUCAUCUCAUGUCCAGAGGUGCCUGUAAAACUAUUGACUUCGACGACGGAGCAGCCUUCCACAACAACGGCGAUUGGAGGGCAUGAUAAUUACGGAUGCACAAUUAGGAAUUCAUUUUUUGCCGAUGGAGUGCAGGUACCCUCGGAUCCUAAAAAACCAUGUGAAUUGUGUUACUGUAUUCGCAAUCGGACUGCUUGCGUUAUGCAAGAAUGCACACUCCAUGUUGAGGGGUGCCGACCUGUUUACCAACCUGGAAUUUGCUGUCCAGUAAAAUAUGAAUGUGAUUACGAGGAUAAAGAAAGUAGUUCUGCAUCAUAUCCUUUCAAUGGCACCUCGCUGCAAACAACAGCUGGUCCGAGUUUGGACUGCAAAUAUGGAGAUGACGUCUUUGCUGAUGGCGAAAGCAUCGCAACCGAUAAACCCUGUGAGCACUGUUAUUGUAUGCGAGGUGAUAUUGUUUGUGCUGUUCAGGACUGUGGUGAGCCACUUCGAGGUAAAGACUGCACGCCUUUGCCGGUCCCACCAGGUCAAUGUUGUCCAGCAUCCUACACGUGCGCCAAUGAGACCAUUUACCAAGAUCCUGAUCAAUCUAACGACAUAAUCAAUCAAGUUCAGGGUAUCAUAAACAGUAUGAAAGAUGAUACAAGGCCGGAUAUUCUGGAAAGCACCGCCGACAUCAUUAAUCCCGAGGAAGUUAUGGCACCUAGCAUAAUUCCAUCACAUGAUUCGGAAAUUGAGAAUCACGAAACAUUGGAAGUGAGACCUGAAGUUUUGCAUGACUACACUGAAAACGAAGGAAAUAACGAUUCAAAGCAGCCAUCUACAGAAUCAGAUGCUUUGAAGCCAGAGCCACCUACUAGCGUGUUCAUGGACGACGAUAAAUCGCAGAUCAACCCGACUACAAAACCUGUAAUUGAAGUGGAUUUGUCAACAAGUACUGAUAAAAGUCAACCUCAAGAGGAUGAUACAAAAGUCUCAAACGCCCCCGUCCUAUCUGAAAUAACAUCUUCUCCUGCCUCAGAUUCAGAGAUCUCUCAAAGCCCUGCCUCAGAAGUUUCAGGAGAUGAGUUAUACCAAAAACCCGAGGAAAACACCUCAACUCAUACAGAAUCUAACUCUGCGCCGGCUGUUGAUGUCGCACAUUCGCCUGAAGAGAAUCUGGAUAAGCCCUCCUCCCAAGAUGUAGUUGUUCAUUCCACAGAAAUAAAUCAUGAAGACUCUCACGUUGUGCACAGUGAUUCUAAUGCGCCAUUAUUAACACAGACUUUUGCAGAACUCGAUGCUACGGAAUCUGCGAUCAACAAUAUAAAUCCUCAAAAGGAAGAUGAGUCGGCAACCCAAGUUUCUGUGCCUGAAAAACAAAUAGAAUCGAUGGACAAAGAGUCUACGCCAGAGAAAUUACCGGAAAAUGAAAUAAAUCCUUCAACCAUCGCCUCAGACUCUACAGCAGGUGGCUCUUUAAAACCUGACAACACUGUCCGCGAUCCCUCACCGGAUGGAGGAGCAGAAAGUAGUGCUCAGGAAAGUGGAGCAACAGGGAAUUCCGGUAAUAAUAUUGAAAUAAAUUUCACACAUCCUACAGCUCAAGAUAAAAUUGUCACAAUAUCUACCUCAGUUAAGACCCCAAGUGCAGAAAAUUACCUUAAACCCAACGACAUUUACCAGGACGAAGUUCAUCAAGAUUUUCUUAACCACGAUGACGAAGAGUUAGCUGCAUUGAAACCAACUGAAAAUGUGGAGCAAGAUGAAAAAGUUCCGGAUACAGACAUUGCAGACCCUGAAAGCAACCGAGUACCAGGAGAAGGAGACUGUUUGAUAGAUGGAAAAACAUACAAAAAUACGACAAUAAUUCCGACAUCCAACCCUUGCCAUGUGAAGUGCGAAUGCAUCAGUAGCAUACCCGCGUGCUCGCUAGUAAGCUGUCCUCCUCCACCUCCUCAACAUCAAAAUUGCGAGCCAAUCCAACCUGGGAGGGACACUUGCUGCCCCACUUACGCAUGUGCAGCUGAACAAGAUAGUCCCAGUCUUGAAGCCGAAAAUCAAGUUAUAUCUGCUUCUCAACCUGCAUUGGAUGCUGCAAACCACACAGUCACUUCAAACGUACCUACAUUAACUGACGAAUCUGGACCAUCACAUCCUUCGGCAUCUAUUGAAGGUUCUGAUCAUGGAGGCUCUGAUAUUAUACCAUCUGUGCAUACGCCUGGAGGCCAGGUCGCUUCAGAUUUUACAAUUAAAAAUCCAGAGUACGACCAGACAACAUAUUUUGAGUACAUCGAAACAACUGUUCAGCCUGCUUCUCAAGCAGCUGAUGUUUCAGGUUCAUCAGAUAUUGGACAAAAUCAACCCCACGAUGCUGAAGUAAUUACGGUAAUAAACAGCACACAAGAUGAAACUUCGCCUCCAAGUGGUGAAGUUCAAUAUGAAUCCCCGUUCCCAGAUCCUCCAAUUGAGGAAGUAUCUUCAGUCCAAGCAGGUUCAGAUGCAAUGCAAACUUCACAAAACGAUGCAGAAGAGACGGUCCAUCUUCAGGAAACCACAGUUGCGAAUGUUGGAAAUGUAAUAACGGAGGAAGUUUUGGAAUCCUCCGAUGCCACAGAAAAACCGUUUAAAGAGGAUGAACCAAUCUCAACUGGUAACCAAGCCGAGGUCACGUCACAUGUUGAAGAGAAUGUAGCUUCUUCAUUUGCCACUCCAGAAGUUAUCCAUGACUACUCUGAUACCUCAUCUAACUCUGAAAAGGAACCGGAGUCAGUGAACGUAGAUAAUAAUCAACAACCCUCUUAUGACACGCAGUCACCCAGUGAAUCUGUAACGACGCAGUCAAGUAUCCUUCUCACUGAAAUUUCUGAAUCAGCACAUCUACCCGAACAAGAUAUUGCGCAAGUCCCAAAUACGCCAACCAAAGACGUUCAAACCAAUGACCAGAAGCCAACAGGUACAACAGAAGCUGCUGAGACUCAAACUGAAGUAGUGACAGAGUUGGAGUCUGGAGAUGUGUAUAUACCUGAACAACAAGUGGGUGCUUUAACAGACGAAACUGUGAACACUUCUGGUGGUGAAAAUGCCGAAAAUGGCAAUCUGAUUCCCCCAACGGGACAAGCCGAUUCUCAGCCCUCCGUCAGCGUUGAGACUGCACCAAGUCAUUCAGCUGUUCCUCCUGAAGCUAUUCUUCUUCCAAUCCAUCAGGAUGAUGUUGAAUCACAUACAGAGUAUGUCGAAAGUCCAUCUCAUAUUUCAGAUCUUGGAUCUAAAAUUCCUGCGGAGACUGCGACCGAAGCAGUCUAUACAACAAAUCAACCUCAUGAUCAGUCUAACGUUGUAGUUGCUCAGGACCAAUCUGAACUUGCGUAUGAUUCUGAGGCAACCCAAGCCGAUCCAAACCAAACUUCUGUUCCUUCCUUACAACAAGCAGCCUCUUCACAUGAUGUUAACCACGAAGGCUCAACUCAAGCAUCACCAAUGAGUGAAAUCAUUUUCCACGAUGAUAAAGAAAAUGUGUUAAAACCAGAAAGUGACUCGUCAAUUUAUAUACCAUCAAAUUUCCAAGGAAGUGAAAAUAGCAUUUCCGGAGCAAAUCCAGUUUCACAAUCAAAUGCACAAGAAAAUAACGAGAUCCACUCCUCGCCGAAUGCUGACUCAUCUGACAGCCAAACAACCGUAACUCAAACUCUGUCACCUGAAAGUUCUCAAGAUCACUUGCUUUCCGAUGGAAACAAUGAAACUUCGGAUAAAAAAACACCUUCAGAAACUAACUCUUCAGACCAACAUGAAAUUAACGAACAACAUCCACCGAUGAUAAAUGAAGCUGUGAUUGCGGGUGAUGAUGUUCCCUCUUACCCCUCAAAACCUUUGCUUGAUACACAGUUACACUCAGAGUCAAGUAAUCCUAUCACAAGCGGAAUAAAUGAGGAAAAUGUGGCCCAUGACACAAGUUCAGGGAUUGACCAACCAUAUUCACAACCAUCAACUGAGGAGCCAAACAAACCAUCGGUUGAGUCAGAUUCCUAUGAUAUUGGUUCAGAAACAGAAUCUACUGUUGCUCCUUUAGGCGUGCCCGGUGAAAAUGUGGCUGGUGCCAGUGGCAAGCCGGUCCCAGUGAAAGACGAAGAAGUCAUUGAAGGUGAAUCGGUGGCAACUUUGCACGAACCCACGGCUGCACCUGAAAUGAGUCAUUCGUCGAAACCAGAAAUUUUACAUCAAGAAUCUAACGAUGAAGUGAUUUCACAAUCGCAAUCUACAGAUGCACCAAUAAAUGAUCAAAGGACCACUGUCAUGCCAGUAGUUGAAGAUAUGCCAUCGGGAGUCACGGAUGAAAUUGAAACAAAUAAUGGAGCCUCGCCAAAUUCCGCACAGCCUAUUAAUGAAAACGCACAAGAGUUGUAUGAUCAGACAACAAACAUAGGAGUUGUCGAGUCGGACAAAAUACAAGAGGCAAUUUCACCACCUCAAGAGUCAUCAGCAGAUUCAGUAGAGCCACAAGAAAAUGUAACGCCGUCUAAUGCAAAUGACGCCUCAGAUUCUACGGAAGCACCAUCCCAAACGAUCAAUGAUGUUCCGUCUAUGCAACAGGGUGAAGUUUUGCAAACCGUCGACAAAAAUUCUGAAAAUUCUUCUGAAACACCAAUUGUAGCUGAUGGUAUGCCGUCAUCUCCUACAAAUGAAGAAAUUAAACCCUAUUUGACUGAGAGUGAUCCCGUGACCCACGGAACACUCAUUAGUUCAGAGACGCUUGGAAUAAACGUUGAUGAAAAUAUUUCGCAAUCAACCGAAAAAGCUCCAAGUCAGGAUAGUAUUCCUUCUACAUCGCAAGAAGGUGCCGAAGCACAAUUUUUAGGAACUGUUGAAUCUAGUUCUAUCAAUUCCGUACACUUUUCGGAGAUUACUCCUGAAAACGAUGAACAUAAUGUAGAGAUCAAACCUCCUGCUGAUGAAAUUCUUUCUCAAACAGUAACUGAGAUGACAAAUAACGUAGAAAUUCCGGUAGACAGUCUAAUUAAUCAAGAGCAAAUCAAUGUAAUAUCUAGUCAAAACAACAUAAAUGAUCAGGCAAACUUAGAUAAAACGGAACAAUCAUUGCCUCACUCCAGUGAGCCUUCUCUAAUUAUACAACACUCUCCUGAGGAGCCAACAGAAGCUCCACUCUCAUCUAAUUCGCAGUCUCCCUCUGUUGAUCCCUCUGAUCCAAGUGCAUCAUUUGAAACUGGUGCCUUCAACCAAGACAACAUAGGGUACAGUUCUGAAAAUCCUGCCGUUGUCACAGAAAUUUCAUUUGAACAUGGUUCAAAGAAAAAUAUAAGUAGUGUCUUCCCCCACGAUUCUGACUUCCUUCCAUCAAUUUCAACAGAAUCUACCCCAUUGAUUGGGUCAGAAUCUGUUUCUCCUCAAGGACAAGUAGGAAAUACGGAAGAAGCACUCAAACCAUCUGAUCCUAUUAUACCAGAAGGUACCUUCUCUGAAACUCCUACAAAAAAACCUGUUCAUAUGCCUAGUCAAGCUGAUUUAUUGACUUCUAUUAUUCAAGGACAUUUAGAAGAUCAAAACAAACCCAUCAGUGGCUUUGGAUCGAACAUUGAUGCUCAACUCUCGGAUUUAUUAAAUAAAGUUUCCACUCCUGUCCCAAUAUCGUCGGCAUCAAGCAGUACUGCUCACGAUACUAUUUUACAGUCAUCCUGGACACCAAAACCAAUGCCACCUCAAUCUGAAGAGUCCUCUCAUCGACCUGGCGAGGAAGAAUCAUUUCCAACCGAUACAGAAUAUGAGGAGGAUGAAGAGGGUUCCUUCGGACCAGGAACAUGUAAAUACCUGGGGAAAUUGUACGUUUCAGCACAACAAAUCCCAAGAGAUGAUCCGUGUGAUUUUUGUUUUUGCUUCCGAAGCGACAUUAUCUGCUUACAACAGAGCUGUCCCCCACCGAUAUUCGGAUGCCGCCAAGAAUCUAUCCAAGGUUUUUGCUGCCCGCGAUACGAAUGUCCCGUUUCCAAAGCUCUAGUAUUUAACUCUUCCAGCACCUCAACAACUACCACCACUUUACCACCACAUUUUCACAGUUUGUCUCCACACGGAGAAAACUUAGUGAGAUCUGGAUGCUCCCUUCAAGACCACGCAUAUAAAGUGGGAGAAAUAAUCAGAGAAGCAUCGGGUCCCUGCAGACAGUGCAUAUGCGGUGCGGAUGGUCACAUGAAGUGUGAUCCCAAAACGUGCAGCCCGGGGCCAAUGCUCCAAAAAAUUAUGGAAGAAGUCGCAAGUCGAAGGAGAUGAGCUAUGUAAAUGAUACUUAUAGCGUGUAGAAAUGAAACAGUACAUAUAUGUAAAAUAGACACAGAAACAUCCUGGAACAGGCUGUAAACAAUAAAACUUGCUUACAGCCUCCUCCACGCUGUUUUGUGUUAGUUUUAUUUACAUAUUGAGCUGCCUAUUUUUGCUGGCAGAUUAUAUAUAAACACUUAGUUCAACAGGUGCCAAAAUGAAACUGAAUAUGUAUGAUUUUUUAGUUGUUUUCUAUAUGUGUACUCUUUCAUACAUGUUUUGCAGUUUCGAAGAAUGUUCAGAAUUAUGACUAGGGUUUAAAUAACAACUAUUUGCGCCUUUUGACUAAGAAUAAUUUACCGGUCUGACUUUCAAUCGGUUUAUCAAAACUUUAUAGAGAAGUUAAGAGAAUCAAAUACACCUCGCUCAGUCUUGAUAUACCCACCAGAAAAAGGUCUCACUGGGUGUCUUGCAUUUCAAAUUGCAUAUUCAUUAGCAAGAAAUAAAACGUAGAUGGGUGAAAAAUUUAAAAAAUGAAGAGGAACGAUACAAUAUUGUCGAGGAAGAAACAUGAAUAAGAGAUACCAAUUAUUUGAGGUGAAUAAAGAAAAAGUAGGUACCUACGUAAAUUUUAAUAGAAGUAGGCUAUAAGCCCAAUAGACCUGAAACGUGAUUCUGAACGUUCUAGUUACACGAAAUCUGAAAAAAAAAUUGAUACAGAAUUUUGUGAACCAAAUCUGUAUUAGUGAUGCAUACUGUUCCAUACUGAGGAUAAACAGUGUUGUUAUGAAAUUUGUACUCAAGUAUUACUUGAACAUGUAGUAAAUUAUGUACUGACUUUUGCCUAUAUUGUAGAUUGUACAUUUGUUCUAUUUAUUAGUUCUUUCUUUGAUCACCAUUUCAACACAUAUUCAUAAUACCUCAAUCAUUUAGGUACAUACGUGCGUACAGAUAAAAAACAAUGUUAGUGCGGUUAUUAGAUAAUGACUGUGUAUGAUCCCCAGUAAAUUCAUUAAUCAGUAGUAGAUUUGUAUCAGUGAUAAUCAGGCAUUGGGUUCAUAGGCUACACUUUAAGUACUGUCAGUAAUUUAUCAGUGGUUACUGCACUUCCUGAUGGCUGUAUCUAAUCAGAAAUCAAGCUCACUAACAUUCUUUUUUAUCCGUUUGCAGCAAUAGUUUUUUGAACUGUUGAUCAGGGAAAGGACGUGUAGAAAAUUUUAGUGAGGAGUCACUAUUUUCUAAAUAUAUAUAUACAUAUAUAUAAAUUGUAUAAUAUGCAUCGUGCAGAAUCGAGGUAUCACGUACUUGCAUAACUUUGUAACGACUUUUGGCUCCCAGUGAGAUUCCACCACUCGGGAGGUCACACUUUAUAUCCUAGAAAAUAAUCCGUUCGUGCAAAAGCUCAACAAUUUUAUUCGAGAGAGCUCAGUUCAAGAAUCACAUCCAAAUAUCAAAAGAUUGUUAGAGAGGUUGAUUUUUCAUGAGCUUCCGGGUGGAAUCUCGCAUUGUUUGCUUUAAAAAUGUCCCACCUCGCAUGUGAUAGUGCCAUUAUUUUUUUUUCUCUCUCUAUAGAACUCGUAACUGUUUUUCUCUCCAUUGAUGGGAUUUACUAAAAAAACCGGAGGAGCUAUUAAAAUUUCAGAUUGACUUCUUUGAUGAUAAAUAAAAAAACGGGCCAAAUUUUCGAAAGGUUUGGGAGGAGAACCUUUCUCGUUGACUUUGUCGGUCGUACUGGCAAUAUAACUGUCCACUCACAAAAAUGUUUCGAACAAAGCCGGAAUAAGUAGUGUUUCAAGAUAAUGAAUCGGCAGAUUCAACCGUGCAAAACUCAGCGUCAAUGCAGUUUAAAAUGUGCAGCGCGUUUUUAAAUCCAAAAAAGGCUGUAUGUUUAAUUUGACAAAAGGAAAGUUCAAUCGGGAAGAAUGACCUCAUGAAGCUUCCACGCACUAUUAGCCUCCUUAUUAUGAAGAACUCCUCUGUGGGUGACAUAUUUUCACUUUUGCAAGUGAUUCACCUUUUCAGAGUUGCACAUAAGGUGAAAAGCAGGGGUCUCGCUUAUCCUGGAUUUUUUCACCCUCUACCUUAAAGUUAUUUACAAGAUAAUGUUUUACCCGACUUCAGCGAGAAACGAUCACGGAUUUAAGAAAAAAGGUGUAAUGUCAUUUCAGCAUCCUUUUCAUAAUGAUACCUCUCGCAGAAACUUUUAAUCGACAAGAACGAGGUUCUUAAGAAGUUCAUUUCUUUGGAAGAUCUCAUAACUUUACUUUAUUUUUUAAUUUAAGUGCAGGAAUUGGAUCUCCUUUUUUAAAAAUUCCUCUUCCUCCACAAAAUAUUUAUGUCUGAUCUAUUUUUCCUUCAAUUUUCACAUUUCACUUUACUACUUCCUUUCAAUACAGUAAUGUAAAUCCAUAAACUGAAAUUGAACAUGAGAAUUUGGAGACAAAUGUUUGUGGUGUAAAAAAUUAUAAUAUAAUAGGGCAUGAAAGAUAUUUUUUGAAAUCCUCAUCAAUCCUCAUACAGCUGAAAACCAUGUAUCUAUAUCGAUUUUACUGAGAAGCUGAGUAAAGAAUAGUGUAAAUCUGUUUUAUUUAACAAAACAAUCGCAACGAGCAAAUGUUGGCACUUUUACACGUAAAUUUUAUACUUCUUUCAACUUUAAAAACGCAAGUAUCUCGUUAUUGAUUCGCACGUAUGUUUUUUUUUUUUUUUUAGACUUUGACGGCUGUAAUGUUUUGUAUAGUAUUAUUUAUGAUAAUUUUAUUAAUGAGAAGAAAAUACAUUACAUCAUAUUCUAAUUUGCAGUAAGUCAUGUCCGGAGCUUUCAAAACUUGUAAAGUGCUUGUUAUUUUGUUCUCAAUAUUUUGUCAACUUAGAUUAUUCAUUUUUAUUCCUCGUGAUCCUUAGAUGUAUUCUACUCUCUGUUUAUGUAUUACGGUUCUAGAGACGGACUAAUCAGUCCGGAGAGUAUCAAGAGGUUCGUUGACUUCUGUAUAGCUAUCUAACAACAUAGGGAAAAAAGACAUUUUUACAGGUUAUGAAAGUAGCCAUAAUACUUUCUGGACUGGCCUCGUGAUUAAUCUUCUAUUCCUUAAAUCGAGGUAUUCAAAUACAAAAAAAUCUGAGUGUCAUCGAUGUCAUUUUGACCUUUUAUUUUUCUUGAUAAACUUCAAUGUUUUUAAGAGAUUAUUAUACUCAUGAGAGUCUUGCGACAAGAAUACCUGGGCUCGUCGGUAAAGUUUGGUAGCGUAAUGUCAUUAGAAGGAUUCACAAGUUUGCUCUCUGUGUUUCCCGCGAACAUUUUUCCAUUUCCCUGUGCAUUUGGAGAUUUAGAGCCUUAUAUAUUUUGUUCCUCUCUUGCUUAGAGCCCCGAACAGUCACGAAGAACACAGUUUUUGUGUCUCCUUUUUUGGUCUCUAGUUAUACCCAACAUUUUUAAGCACAAACACUCCCCUGUUUCCCAUGGCUCGGCCAUCUCAAAUCUGAUGGAACUUUGAAAGAAUAAACUUUCUAUAGGCUUGAAUUUUGCCGCUGAAAACAUAUAAACUGUUCCUUCCAUUGCCUUGAAAGGGAUUUGUCAGGUAUAGCAAACGCUUUCCCAGCUCUCUCGGAGAAUUUCGUUUAGGCCUUAAGAGGAAAGAAAGGAACAUCAGUGACAGAUAUUCGAAUGCAUAUAGACUUUGAUAUUGAAAAGGUUCAGGAUGAAAUAAAAGAAAAUCACAAAAGUUAUUUCGACGAUUAAAAACUCCUGCAGCUUCCGUAAACAAACGAUUCGAAUGCUGUCGUACACAAAUAAGUUGGGUACCUAAGUACCACCCUCUUUGAAUGUGAAUUCUCAAUGUAAGGUAAACUGUACCUUAUCAUGGAUUAAGAUUUGAGCUCUUUAAGAGUGCUUGUUUGAGUUAAGUCCAUGGCAUUGUUUUUUUUUUUUCCUUUAGUGUAUUUAUCCUUUGGUACUUCAUAUAAGUAUCAAGUUGUGAUUAACUUUUUUGCUCAGUAUUUUUAUUCUCCGAUAAUUUAGUGGCUAGUUAUUUGCAAAAUUUGACAAAGUAUUUGUUGAUUCAUUACUUUUUAUGUCAGUUUUUAUAUUGUUAUCUUUUCUCAUUUCUUAUUUUUUGUUUUUAUCCGUCUACCUGCCUGCCUGCCUGCCUGCCUGCCUGUCUAUCUAUUUGAUCGACCAUCUUCCUUCCAGUUCCUUUAUUCCUCCUUAUUCUCCUCCUCCUCUCCCCCUCUUUCUCUAUAACUUGUUUACCUCCUUCAUUCAUCGUUUCAGUUAACUAUAGCUGCAUACAUCAUGACUAGAGGUAUAUUUUGUGCAGUAUUUGCUUCAUGUGUAAAUAUUGUGGUUGUGAAAUUAUGUGAGAUUGUAUACCUGUGCUAUACAUAAGAUUAGUUUUACUUCGAAUCAAACUUGCAAACUAGAUUUUUAUGACUUUUUUCUUCCUUUUUUAAUAUAUCGAAUUUAUGACUCAUGCCAAA